Dictyostelium discoideum AX4 is the source of this 813-nucleotide messenger RNA. RefSeq lists its product as hypothetical. The record is from RefSeq and is a predicted model, not a curated record. The coding region runs from base 1 to 813 and encodes 270 amino acids. NCBI's taxonomy places the organism in Eukaryota, Evosea, Eumycetozoa, Dictyosteliales, Dictyosteliaceae. The transcript is spliced from 2 exons.
AUGUUAUAUUUUAAAAUUAAUAUUAAAUUAAUUAUUUUUUCAAUGAUUUUAAUUAUUGUAAAAGCCAAUAAAAAGGAACAUUUAUAUGUUAUUAGCGAUUAUGAAAAUUCAAUAAAUUGUAGUGGUGAAAUUACAAGAAUCACAGUAUUUUAUGAACAUAAAUUUUGGACUGAAACUCAAAAUGCAAUGAUAUCGUGCGAACCAUUAAUUAUUCCAAUUCAAUGUACAAUAGAAUCAAAAUAUUAUCAAACAGAAAUUUUCACUCAAAAUCAAUGUUAUAAAGGUAGGAAAUUGGAAAUUAUAAAAAUUAAUGAUUUUAAUUUUGAUAAAUCAAAAUUUUGUUUACUUUCUGAAUAUAGCACAUCAACAUGUGAUUAUAAACCAAUUUUUAGUUUUGGAAUUAAAAAUGGAUAUUGUGUAGAUGGAAUUACAAUGGAAUGUUCAGAUUUAAAAUAUAAAAUUUCAACAUGUGAUAUUAUAAAUAAAGAUCCUAAAAAAUUUGAAAUUACUAAAAAUGGAUUCUCGAGUGAAAAUCCAACAUUAAUUUGUAAAAAUUCAAUUGGUUAUUUAAAUGAAAGUUCAAGAGGAUUUAGAGCACAACCAUUCACACUCGAUGGUAUAAUUGACCCGUUAUAUGAAGAAAGAAUUUUACAAAUGCCUUCAAAUCAAUUUAAUAAUAAUAAUAAUAAUAAUAAUAACAAUAGUAAUAUUAAUAAUUCUGAUGAAAUUUCAAAAUCAGUUUCAACAUUUUGGUAUUUAAAAAAUAUUUUAUAUAUAAUAUUCAUUUUUAAUAUUUUUAUUAUAAUUAUUUAA